Messenger RNA from Lolium perenne, 1119 nucleotides. Its product is annotated as EPIDERMAL PATTERNING FACTOR-like protein 2. Gene Ontology annotation, biological process: guard cell differentiation; stomatal complex development. The record is from RefSeq and is a predicted model, not a curated record. Lineage: Eukaryota; Viridiplantae; Streptophyta; Magnoliopsida; Poales; Poaceae.
GCAUUGCCCAUCCCUGCCCCCAGCCCUUGUGCCCUCCUGCCGCCUCUCUCUCCUUCCUCCUCCCAACUCUUGUGCUCCGUUCUCGCCGCUGCCAAAGGCCAAAGCGUUGCACGAAGAAGCCUUUAUGGCUUCAGAGCUCAGCCGCAUUCAAUUGCCAUGAUCCGUACUACGUACCAGCACACCACCACUGUAGUGUAGAUAGCCUCUCUCUGUGGACCAUUUAUUCUCAGCACCACGGCAGCAAGGAACCCCUGCCCAUGUGAACAGUGGCCGUCGCGCGAUCUCUGAUAUAAGUAGCAGUAUCCUAGCUACCACUGCCUCCUCCCCUCACUCACUCACUCACUCACUUAUUCAUCAGUGAGUGCUUACUGCUUAGCUAGAGAGCUUCAGUCAGCCCGAGCUCCUCAUGGAACUCCUACUACUUUACUCCUCAUUUCUGCUUCUCCUUUUGUGCUCUUCCCAGGGCCUAGCCUCUACUCUUCAAGGGACAGGGCUACAUCAUCAGCUCAAGGAGCCAGCUCCAGCUUCAGAGGUGGAGGCCGCGGCGACGAUGUCGGCGGUGAUGAUCGGCUCCAGGCCGCCGCGGUGCGAGGGGAGGUGCGCCCUCUGCGGCCGGUGCGAGGCGGUGCAGGUGCCGGUCGCGCCGCGGGACAAGCACGCCGUCGCCGCGGCGGCCGGAAGCCACUUCCGACUGUCCAGGGCCUUCGGCGGCGACGGCGUCGACGAGAGGUCCACCAACUACAAGCCGCUCAACUGGAGGUGCAGGUGCGCUGACAGGAGGGUGCUCAACCCGUGACCGUGCUUGUGCCAGUUUUCUCUUCUGAAGAUGCUUGAGCUCACACCCUCCCAGCAUCUUCGAUCCAUCCACCAGAUAGCAGCUGUGAGUUGUUGGGAGAAGUUGCGCUGAGAUCCUCUCCUCUUUUUGGUCGGUUUAGGUAUAGGAGCAGCUUAUGAUGCCUGCUGGGUGUGAUCCAUUGAUAGUUGUCUGGAGGUGUUGCACUAAUUAAUCAGGGAGCUAGCUGAGGUGUGAUGUUUUAACAGCUGCUUCUUAUACUAGUAGUUCCUUGUAUAAGCACGUGCUGUAAUUAACUAAUUAAGAGAGUGGGAUAUCACAAAUCA